Molecule: messenger RNA, 1074 nt
Organism: Dermatophagoides farinae (American house dust mite)
Lineage: Eukaryota; Metazoa; Arthropoda; Arachnida; Sarcoptiformes; Pyroglyphidae
Gene: ATPsyngamma
Product: ATP synthase, gamma subunit
Biological process (GO): proton motive force-driven ATP synthesis
Molecular function (GO): proton-transporting ATP synthase activity, rotational mechanism
Source: RefSeq, a predicted model, not a curated record
GCUUUUCACCUUCAGCUGUCGCAGCAUUGUCGAUGUAACCUAUUCGUGUGUGUAUGUUUGUUAUAUCUAAAUUCGGUUUUUUAAUAAUAGGUUUUUUGGCCAUCAAAUUAUAAAUUGGCUCAACAUGCUUGCACUCCGUUCAUCGCUCAAUAAUGCAGCCCCGGUUUUGGUUUCAUUGGCCACCGCGACCAAUCAAAGCCGUGGUAUGGCUACGCUUAAAGAUAUUCGUGUUCGUCUCAAGUCUGUUACCAACAUUCGAAAAAUUACACAAUCCAUGAAGAUGGUUUCCGCCGCCAAAUAUGCACGAGCCGAACGAGAUCUGAAAAAUGCUCGAGUUUUUGGAUCAGGCACUCUUCAAUUUUAUGAACGAAGUGAUUUAGUCACCGAAGAAGACAAAGAAAAAGGAACCAAACCUGGUACACUAAUUGUCGCCAUCGCAUCUGAUCGUGGCCUUUGUGGCGCUGUUCAUUCAUCGGUAGCCAAAAAAGUGCGACAAAUCAUGGCUCAUGAAUCGGACGCAGACAAGAUCCAGAUAGUCUGUGUUGGCGACAAAGCUAAAGCUAUGUUGGCAAGACAAUUUGCUAACAACAUUUUGAUGUUGUUUAACGAUUUUGGUAAACGACCACCACAAUUCGGUGAUGCUCGAGAGGUUGCCUCACAAAUAUUGAACUCUAACUAUGAAUUUGACCGUGGUAUAAUCAUCUACAAUCAAUUUAAAUCUGUCGUAUCCUACAAUACUACUGAGAUUCCUGUGUUUAGCCAAGGUUCCAUUAAUUUGUCGCCGAAGAUUAGUGUAUACGACAGUUUGGAUGAAGAUGUCAUUCGAUCCUAUUAUGAAUAUUCAUUGGCCAGCUUGAUUUUCUAUGCAAUGAAAGAAAAUGCCUGUAGCGAACAAUCAUCCCGUAUGACGGCUAUGGACAAUGCAUCCAAGAAUGCUGGCGAAAUGAUCCAGAAGCUUACGUUGACAUUCAAUCGAACACGUCAAGCUGUCAUUACCAGGGAAUUGAUUGAAAUUAUUUCAGGUGCGGCUGCUUUGUAAUCGUCAUUUUUUCCAUCAAAUAAAGCAAUGUUAGA